UCUUACUUGUUUUCGAUCUUUUCCCAUUCAAUUCACGCCGUUCGAAUAUUUUGAUUACUCACUGUACUUGAGCUCCUAUUCUAUACACUCUAUAGUUUCAUUCUGUGAUUGUGUGUACACUAAUUGUGUUUUCUUAGUUAUAUGUUAUGCACACUUAUGAAAAAGGAGGUUGUUGACUUCUAGUUUCCUUUAUUGGUAAAUGUAUUCAUGUUUAAAACGAAAAAUUUGAUAAAAAUUACAAGUAUCAAGUAAUUCAUAAAAUUUAGAAAAUGCCGAGAUACACAAUUAAUAACCAAAAACGACAAGAAGAUGAAGUAUUAGCAAUUUCGAAUAUUUAUAGCAAUAAUGAAUUUUCUUAUAGCAAAAAAGAUGUAAUAUACUGCCAUUAUUAUGUAUUUGUUAAUGACAGUGGCGAUUUAUUAAAACUCGAAAAUGUUCCUAAACAAAAUUUUGACUCAUUCUAUCUUUACUUUAUCAAAUAUUUGCCACCUAUUAGAAUGUAUUUACAACUUAAUGUUGAUUAUCCUACUGAAAAAUCGCCAAAUUUUUAUAUUAUUUCUUCUUGGCUUUCACCUUGGCAAAUAUCUUUUAUUUGUCAGAAAUUAGAUGAGAUAUGGCUGGAAAAUAGAGGUCAAGAAAUAUUGUUUUUGUGGUUCGAAUUUUUAAGGAAUGAUAUCCUUAAAUUUCUGAACAUUAAAGACGCAUUAGAUAUUUCAUUUAUGUAUAUGACAUAUCAUAACAUAUCAGAUUAUUUUAAGCUAAAUUCAAUAUUUCAAAAUGAUAUUAGAGCUAUAUACAGUAUAUUAUUUUAUGAUCCAUUACAAUUUUUACUAAGUUAUAAUAAAUAUACAGAAGAGAUUAAAUUUCAAAAUAGUUACUUUGAGUGUGUUAUAUGUUUUGGUAAAUUUUGUGGAAGACAAUGUAUAAAGCUCAAAAAUUGCGGUCACAUAUAUUGUGAAAAUUGUAUGCAGGAAUAUGUUAUUAUAAAAAUUAAGGAAGAUAAUGUAAUUGGUAUUAAUUGCCCUGAUUUAAGCUGCAAUCUUAAUAUUACAAUUAAUGAAGUUAAGAGACUCUGUCCAGAAUUAUUUUCACAAUAUGAAGAAGCUUUAUUACGUGUGACAUUAAGUACUAUGAAAGAUGUAAUCUUAUGUCCUAGAAUUUCAUGUCAAUGUCCAUCUGUAAAGACAUAUGAUGACACACUAGGAAUUUGUAGCAAAUGUGACUAUACAUUUUGUACUUAUUGUUAUAAGGUAUAUCAUGGGGUUGAACCAUGUGCUAUGUCUUCAAGUAACAGACUAAAACUUAUUGAAGAGUAUCAAAACGGUAACAAAGAUAAAAAAAAACAAUUAGAAGCAAAGUAUGGCAAGAAACAGAUACAAAAAGUUGCUGAAGAAUAUUUAACACAAGAAUAUUUAAAAAAAAACACGAAGGCAUGCCCAAAUUGUGCAACUAUGGUUGAGAAAAUUGACGGAUGCAAUAAAAUGACGUGUAAUUAUUGUCAGGCUUGCUUUUGCUGGCUUUGUGGAAUGCAUAUUACUACAAAAAAUCCAUAUGAUCAUUUCUUGGUUGGUAAUAGUAAUUGUUAUCAAAAUUUAUAUACAUAAAGCAAGAAGGAAAUAUUCAACUAUAACAUAAAGAAAGAAUAUAUUUUUAUUAAAUCAGAAUUAACAUGUAAGUUCAGUUUAAAUGUUAUUGUAUGAUUAACUGAAAUAUGUACAAAGUGUAUAAAAUAGAAUAUUUUACAUAUUAGUAAACAAUAACCUACUAUUUUUGGUAUUGUCAAGCAUCUUUCGGCAUAUGAACCUCAACAGUAGCUUCUGUUACAAACUGUUCCGCGAUAACAGAGACUGUUAAUUCAUCUCCCUGACAAUGUACUAUGUUAUCUAAAAAUAUUUAUAAAUGUUAUGAGACUUUUAA
Bombus terrestris (buff-tailed bumblebee) is the source of this 1917-nucleotide messenger RNA. RefSeq names its product E3 ubiquitin-protein ligase RNF14. The transcript has 3 exons. Gene Ontology annotation, biological process: ubiquitin-dependent protein catabolic process; positive regulation of proteasomal ubiquitin-dependent protein catabolic process; protein polyubiquitination. The record is from RefSeq and is a predicted model, not a curated record. Gene Ontology annotation, molecular function: ubiquitin conjugating enzyme binding; zinc ion binding; ubiquitin protein ligase activity. Bases 270 to 1604 code for a protein of 444 amino acids. Gene Ontology annotation, cellular component: ubiquitin ligase complex; cytoplasm. NCBI's taxonomy places the organism in Eukaryota, Metazoa, Arthropoda, Insecta, Hymenoptera, Apidae.